ACCCAUUUUACAUGUCUAUAUAUACAUAUUGAGAUGUCUAUGAGACUUGUGAUACUGUAAGUUGUGGUUGUAUUGAAAGUUUAUAACAGUUGUGGAAGAAAGAGGAAGAUCAGUAGAAGGAAGGAACAAGAUGGAAGGAUCUUGUGCAUGUGUUACUUCUAGUUGUGGGUGUUUAACUAAUGGAAACUGCACCUGUGAUACUUGCAAGUGUGCCGCAGCCACUAAGGAAACUCCAUCAGGACAGACAAGUGGAGAAGUGCAUGGUUACUGCUCAUGUGGAGAGAAUUGUAAGUGCAAUCCAUGCACCUGCUCAAAAGCUGACGUGGCACUUGAAGGCAAGUCAUACUGCAAAUGUGGGGUGAAUUGUCUGUGCCAAAAUUGUGAUUGUCCCAGAGCAGAUGUUCCCAUUUCAGAAGUUGCAGCCGUUAUUUAGAUAAAUAUUGGAAUUAAUGUACAAGUAUAAUACAGACACAAGCUUCUACUAGUUAUAUAAAGCUGUGUGUAUAACUCUUGAGUUACUUCCCUAGAAUAGUAAUCUGUAACAAAAGUAGUGUAUUAAAAGCUUCAAGCUCAGAUUCCUAUAUCAUAAUUAUAUGUAACCAAAUAAUUAAUUGAAGUGUUAAUUUUGAUAA
Molecule: messenger RNA, 632 nt
Organism: Cryptomeria japonica (Japanese cedar)
Lineage: Eukaryota; Viridiplantae; Streptophyta; Pinopsida; Cupressales; Cupressaceae
Product: metallothionein-like protein 4B
Exons: 3
Coding region: 131-433 (100 amino acids)
Source: RefSeq, a predicted model, not a curated record